AUUUAUGACAAUCAUUGUAUGUAUUGACUAAUGAAAAGCAAACUUUUGAGUUUACCUUUUUGAAAGUAUUUUCGUGACCGAUGUCUGUGGCCAUCGGUGUCCAGUGGCCGCCGACGACAAGCGAUCACAAACUGGUGCCACAACAACACAAACUACAGACACUACAGUUGGCCACUCUAUCGGCCACUUAUAACAUUAUAUUACAGUUAAGCUUAAUUGUGGGCACAUUUGUGGCCAAUGCUGUCAUCUUGAGGUCCGUCAGUGAGGAUGUGUUUGCAGUGAUUAAUGUGAGAUUGUUGCUGUUGUACACAACCAUUCAGUUCUUAAGCCGGGAACCGCUCAGACGGGUCAGCAUAAGCGCCACCAAAUCACAUGAUUGGCAACUAUUGGUCAAUCUUAUCAGUCUUUCAAUCCCUUUAUCUCUAGUCUUUGGCACCAUUUUGUGUCUGAUCUGGUAUUAUAUUGUCGAACAGCCGGACCCACAACUAGUGGCGGACUAUGGGGUGGGUUUGGUCGCCGUCUUGGUCUCAGUGGUGAUCGAACUAUUGGCCGAACCGUUGUAUGUGUUCGGACAGACGCUAUGGUUUAUCAAACUCAAAGUGGCCGCCGACGGCCUCUUU
Molecule: messenger RNA, 620 nt
Organism: Medioppia subpectinata
Lineage: Eukaryota; Metazoa; Arthropoda; Arachnida; Sarcoptiformes; Oppiidae
Source: the annotation of a GenBank genome assembly